UCCUAUACACAAUUAUCUAAUAUACAAUAUACAUACUUAUACUUAUAAAAUCUCAUUUCUCAACUUUCUCCUAUUAAAUGCAAUGUAAUUCGGUUGAGUUUACGUAAAUUGUUUUAUGUGUGUUUGGACCAAACAAAUUAACAAAUCGAACAGUUGGGUAUUCAAUAGUUUUUUUAUUUGAUGUGUAUUUUCGAUUUGAAAUAGUGUGUGAACUGUGUCUAUUUUACAUUUCGCAAAAGUCAACACACUUGUGUGGUGCAUGCAGUAUACGUAACAACAAUAACAUCCUCUUGUCUGCGACUAAAGAUGACUUCUUUCUUAUGCAGGAGUCAGUAACAUGGAGAAGACAUCCAAUGGCAUUAGAAUUCGUUUAAAGGAUGCCAACUUUGAUAGUAUCAUUGUUAAGAAUUAAGUAGUGACAGACAAAAGUGAAAAAAUUAAGACCAUGGAGUAUUAUUUGGAUAUCCAAGACAAAAACGUAGCUGAGGGGAAUGAGGAUGCACAGUUCAUAACUAUGGAAGAUGGCGAGCCUUAUUUAGCCAUGGAGGAGGAGAGUACAGAAGAAAUUGUUCUGGAUGAGAAAAAUGUCAUCAUCUGGGAUGAACUUUGCAGAAUAUGUGCAAAUUCUAGUGAACACUUUAUGCCGAUUUUUAAUGGUGAAGGACUAGAACACGAUUUGCACAGCAAAAUUCAAAGUUACUUACCUUUUAAGAUAUCCCAGGAAGAUUCACUGCCACUUCAAAUAUGUUACAAUUGUGCUGCAACUCUGAUUUCGUGGCAUGAUUUGUUUAAGAAUUGCCUUGAUGCCCAGGAAAGACUUACCGAAUUACAGAAUAAAUUGAAUGCUAAAGAACAGUUUUGCAGUGAACAAAGUUUUGAAAAUGCCAGAGAAGAAGAACACUGUGGUACUGUAUUGAAAAUUGACACAGACGAUAAUGAACAGCAGAUUCCACCUCAACAUGAAAAAAAUGUAGAAGUCCCUGAUGUUCCAGAAGAUGACAGAAGCACGAGGGAGCCGCAAUUCACGUACAUGUGCGGCGUCUGUGAUCAAGUGUUUCCCGAAGAAUUCUCACUGAUUCGUCACCUGAAGAAGGAACACGAAGCCAACUCGCGCUGCUCGACGAAUCCCGUCCGUUACGAGUGCAACGCCUGCGGCAAAUCCUUCACCAAUCGAAUCAACCUCGUGUCCCACAUACGCAAUCACGAGGUAGAAUUGCCGGGCGAGGAGGGCAUCACGAAGCGAGCCAAGUUUUACAUUGACCAGGAGAUGCUCUUCAAGUGCCCGACCUGCGAGCGAGUGAUGGCCAACAGAACCAGUUUCCUGCGCCACAUUCGCGUACACUCGAACGAGCGCCCGGCCAUGUGCCACGUUUGCGCCAAGAGCUUUCGCACCGUCGCCGAUGUCAAGCGCCACAUCGACGACGUUCAUCUCAAGAUAAAGCGCCACGAGUGCGACAUUUGCCAAGUCAGGUUCGCCGCCAAGGCUACCCGCGACGCGCAUCGGCGCAUACAUACCGGUGAAAAGCCGUUCGAGUGCGACAUGUGCCACAAGUUCUUUCGCUCGAUCAACUUGCUCGGAGCCCACAAGCGCACCCACACGGAUUACCGGCCUUAUCCCUGCAGGUAUUGCGACAAGGCCUUUCGCUGCAGGCAGAAGCUAGAAACGCACGAGUCCAUACACACGGGUAUCAAGCCUUUCGAUUGCGACGUUUGUGGCAAGCUGUUCUCGGCCAAGGGUGAGGCCAAGCGCCACCAUAGGAUUCACUUCGACGAGAGACCGUAUCUGUGUCCCGACUGCGGUAUGAGCUUCAAGUUGUCCAGAUAUUUGAGAACUCACAUCAGGCAAUACCACAAAAAUCAGGCUGAACAAAUGCUCAAAGCCAUUGACGAAGGCUCUAAAUCAUCAGUAGCGAAGAUUGCCGAUGGUUAAAUUAUUCCAGUACAAUGACAGUUCACGAUUUAAUUUUUCGUUAAUAAUAUUAUUUGAUUUGUCACUAUUUACUGCCUGAAAAACCAAAAAAGCAUGUAUACGUUUGCGUAUGGAGUAAAAUGUACUCUGCAGCGAAAAAUUAAGGAUAAUAAAGACUUGUGUGCGGCCUAAUGUAUAAACGCAAAUAAAUAAUUUCACCCGUAAAA
This is a messenger RNA of Copidosoma floridanum, 2136 nucleotides long. RefSeq lists its product as uncharacterized. NCBI's taxonomy places the organism in Eukaryota, Metazoa, Arthropoda, Insecta, Hymenoptera, Encyrtidae. Gene Ontology annotation, molecular function: zinc ion binding; RNA polymerase II cis-regulatory region sequence-specific DNA binding; DNA-binding transcription factor activity. Gene Ontology annotation, cellular component: nucleus. Gene Ontology annotation, biological process: regulation of transcription by RNA polymerase II. The record is from RefSeq and is a predicted model, not a curated record.